ACCCCAGCCCCCUUCUCUCCCAGGGAGCCCAGGCAUCUGCUCCCCCAGCCUGAAAGUGGCUUUAUUGACCCCAGUGGGAUUAUUUCUAAUCCUGGAUAAUCUGGUGUAAAUUGACCCUCACCCCCCCCCCUCCUCUCGCCCCCGCAGGAUCUACAGUGGGGGUUGUUGGGUUCCCUGCCUAGCCCCCCCUUCCCCCCCCCCCAAAUCCUGGCUAUCAGGGUUGCAAACUUCCCCCCCCAACAGUGCCCUGAAUCUUGGGGGCUGUGAGCUUCUCUCCAACUGGUGCCUGUGAGUUGUGAGCUCCAGUGUUUUGAGCCUUGGAGGUUGUGACCUUCACCUGCAACAGUGCCCCAUCAGUGCUGUGUGUUCUUAACAGUGCCCUGGUGUUGUGGAUGACUUCUCAAUGGUGCCCUCAACCCUGGGGGCUAGUAGCUUGCCUCCUACAGGACCAUGAGCCCUAGGAAGUGUGAGCUCCACACCCCCAUCGCCCUAGUCCCCUGAAGCUGUGAGCUUCCCCCCAGCAGUGCCCUGAGCCCCAAGGGAUGCAAGCUUCUCUCUGACAGGGCCCUGGAGCUGUAAGCUUCCCACACAACAGUACCCUGAGUCCUCCUGCUGAGCUCUCUGGGGGCUGUGAGCUUCCCUUCCCCCUACCGUGGCUUGGAGGCUGUGAGCUUCCCCUCCAACAGUGCCCAGAAGAGCAGGGGCAAGCUUCUCCCUAACACUGCCCUGAGCCCUGCUGUUAAGAGCUCCCUGGGGGCUGUGAGCUUUCCCCCUCAGCAGUGCCCCAGUGCUGUGACCAUCCCUCCAUGGUGCCCUGAGCCCUGGGGGCUGCGAGUUUUGCCCCCCAGCAGUGUCUGGGAGUCCUGCCCCCUCCCUUUCCUUCCCCCAGGCUGCGAGCUUCCUCUGCAGUGUCCUUACCCCUCCCACUCCCCGUUGCCAGGCAGCGGCAGCUCAUCGCCGUGCAGCUGGCACCGCCCCCUCCCCUCCUGUCCUCCCCCUCCCACCCCUGGAACAGCCCAUUCUACACUGGGGGGACCCCCUUUUUUUGCAUUGACUCCGCCCCCAUUGCACCCCCCCACCCCGUUGCAUCCUCACCGGAAGAUCCCCCCCUCCCCCUCCGCUUCCGGGGACCCCCCCCACGCGAAGCCGCCUCCACGCAGCCCCCCCCUCCCAGGGCCGGCCAGUGCCCCUCGCUCCCGACCUGCAGCCCCCCACCCCCAUGGGGCGGCGCCGCCGCCGCGCGUGGGGCCCCCACGCGUGACCCCCCCGCCUCAGAGGGGGGGGGUCCUCUGGCUACUGCCCCCCCCCCCACGGGCCUGGAGCUGCAUCGUAGCCGCGGAGCCGGCCAGGGAGCCGGAACCGCUGCCGCGCCCGCCCCCCCCCACAGCCCCCCACGCGUGGAUGCUCCCCCCCCCCAGCCGGAGCCAAGGGGGGGGGCGGGGGCGCCGGAGCGGGGCCCCCCGCACGGGGCCCGGAUUGCGUGGUGGCGCAGGGGCCACAGCCGAGCCUUCCCCAUGAGGAGGGGAGGAAGAUGCCGGCUCUGCCCCCACUGUUGCUGCUGCUGAUUGUCGCCUUUGUACCCCGAAGCCUACAGGUCCUCUCGUCUCUGCGCAUGGCAGCCAUCCUGGAUGACCAGACAGUGUGUGGGCGUGGGGAGCGCCUGGCCCUGGCCCUGGCCCGGGAGCACAUCAACAGCAUCAUCGAGGUCCCAGCCAAGGCUCGUGUGGAGGUUGACAUCUUCGAGCUGCAGCGGGACAGCCAGUACGAGACCACCGACACUAUGUGCCAGAUCCUGCCCAAGGGUGUCGUCUCGGUGCUGGGCCCUGCGUCCAGCCCAGCCUCGGCCUCCACUGUCAGUCACAUCUGUGGGGAGAAGGAGAUCCCACACAUCAAGGUGGGUCCAGAGGAGACCCCACGCCUGCAGUACCUGCGCUUUGCCGCUGUCAGCCUCUACCCCAGCAACGAGGACCUGAGCCUGGCUGUGGCCCGGGUGCUUCAGGCUUUCCACACGCCUGCUGCCAGCCUGCUCUGCGCCAAGGCCGAGUGCCUGCUGCGAUUGGAGGAGCUGGUGCGGCAGUUCCUGAUCUCCAAGGAGACGCUGUCCAUCCGGAUGCUGGACGAGAGCCAGGACCCAACACCGCUGCUCAAGGAGAUCCGGGACGACAAGGUCUCCACCAUCAUCAUCGACGCCAACGCCUCCGUCUCCUGCCUCAUCCUCAAGAAGGCGUCAGAGCUCGGCAUGACAUCGGCCUUCUACAAGUAUAUCCUGACCACCAUGGACUUCCCCACGCUGCAUCUGGAUGGCAUCGUGGAUGAAAACUCCAAUGUCUUGGGCUUCUCCAUGUUCAACACCAGCCACCCCUUCUACCUGGAGUUCGUUCGCAGCCUCAACAUGUCCUGGCGUGAGAACUGCGAGCUCAGCCCCUACCCCGGCCCUGCGCUCUCGGCGGCGCUGAUGUUCGACGCAGUGCACGUGGUGGUGGGCGCCGUGCGGGAACUGAACCGCAGCCAGGAAAUCGGCGUGCGUCAACUUGCCUGUGCCUCCGCCAGCAUCUGGCAGCAUGGCACCAGCCUCAUGAACUACCUCCGCAUGGUAGAGUAUGACGGGCUGACGGGGCGUGUGGAGUUCAACAGCAAGGGGCAGCGCACCAACUACACCCUGCGCGUGCUGGAGAAAGCACCCGAUGGGCACCGCGAGGUGGGCGUGUGGUACUCGAACCGGACGCUGGCCAUGAAUGCCACCUCGCUUGCCCUGGAUGCCCCUGACACCCUGGCCAACAAGACCCUCGUUGUCACCACCAUCCUGGAGAACCCGUACGUGAUGCGGCGGGCGGGCGCGGGCACCGAGUACGAGGGCUUCUGCGUGGACAUGCUGCGUGAGCUCGCCGACAUCCUCAAGUUCCGCUUCCACAUCCGCCUGGUGGAGGACGGGCUCUAUGGCGCCCCUGAGCCCAACGGCUCCUGGACCGGCAUGGUGGGCGAGCUCAUCAACCGGAAAGCUGACCUGGCGGUGGCGGCCUUCACCAUCACAGCCGAGCGCGAGAAAGUCAUCGACUUCUCCAAGCCCUUCAUGACUCUUGGCAUCAGCAUCCUCUACCGCGUGCACCUGGGCCGCAAGCCAGGGUACUUCUCCUUCCUGGACCCCUUCUCCCCGGCCGUCUGGCUCUUCAUGCUCCUGGCCUACCUGGCCGUCAGUUGCGUCCUCUUCCUCGCCGCCAGGCUGAGCCCGUACGAGUGGUACAACCCUCACCCCUGCCUGCGGGAGCGACCGCACGUACUGGAGAACCAGUACACGCUGGGCAACAGCCUCUGGUUCCCCGUGGGCGGCUUCAUGCAGCAGGGCUCAGAGAUCAUGCCCCGCGCCCUGUCCACGCGAUGUGUCAGCGGGGUCUGGUGGGCCUUCACGCUCAUCAUCAUCUCGUCCUACACGGCCAACCUGGCCGCCUUCCUCACGGUGCAGCGCAUGGAGGUGCCCGUGGAGUCGGCUGACGACCUGGCCGACCAGACCAACAUCGAGUAUGGCACCAUCCACGCUGGUUCCACCAUGACCUUCUUCCAGAACUCACGGUACCAGACCUACCAGCGCAUGUGGAACUACAUGCAGUCCAAGCAGCCAAGCGUGUUUGUGAAGAGCACGGAGGAGGGGGUGGCCCGGGUGCUCAGCUCACGCUAUGCCUUCCUGCUGGAGUCCACCAUGAAUGAGUACCACCGGCGCCGCAACUGCAACCUCACGCAGGUCGGCGGCCUGCUCGACACCAAGGGCUACGGCAUCGGCAUGCCCCUCGGAUCCCCGUUCCGGGAUGAGAUCACGCUGGCCAUCCUGCAGCUGCAGGAGAACAACCGGCUCGAGAUCCUCAAGCGCAAGUGGUGGGAGGGCAGCCACUGCCCCAAGGAGGAGGACCAUCGUGCCAAGGGCCUGGGCAUGGAGAACAUUGGGGGCAUCUUUGUGGUGCUUGUCUGCGGCCUCCUCAUCGCCGUCUUCGUAGCCGUCAUGGAGUUCGUGUGGGCUACGCGCCGCUCCGCUGAGACCCAGGAGGUCUCGCUGUGCCAGGAGAUGCUGCGGGAGCUGCGUGGCGCUGUGUCCUGCCGGAAACCACCACGGGCCCGUGCCCGGCGCCGUCCCCGCCGCACACCUGUGCCGCCCGCACCCACGCCCACGCGGGGUGCCCCCCGGCCCCCCCGUGAUGCCCGCCUCAGCAAUGGGAAGCUGUACCCAGGCAGUGGGACCCAGGCAUCGGAGCCAGGCCCCGCCCCCCCCUGUGCCCAUGUGCGGAUCUGCCAUGAAUGUCGCCGCAUCCAGUCGCUGCGGGCCCCACCGCCCCCGCCUGUGCGUGGGGGGGCCGACGAUGCCCCAUCUCCCCCGGACUGACCCUACCCCAUGGUGCCCAGGACACGCCCCCUGCCCCCAGGCCCCGCCCAUGCACCGCUGUGCCUCAUGGACCCGUCCCACACGCCGCCCCCCACGCGCAGCCCGGGGGGCAGGGCUGCCCCGGGGUGGGGGCAAGGAUGAGGCCGCAGCGGGGGGAGGGGGGGUGGAUGCGUGGGGGAGGGUGUGGGGCCUGCCCCUUUUAGGGCUUUGUGUUCUUUUUUUUUUGUCGGAGGGGGAAAAGUACUGUCCCCCCCCCAAUAAAGAGCGAAGCGGAGACUUUUA
Molecule: messenger RNA, 4651 nt
Organism: Alligator mississippiensis (American alligator)
Lineage: Eukaryota; Metazoa; Chordata; Crocodylia; Alligatoridae
Gene: GRIK5
Product: glutamate ionotropic receptor kainate type subunit 5
Exons: 20
Coding region: 1532-4369 (945 amino acids)
Biological process (GO): modulation of chemical synaptic transmission; synaptic transmission, glutamatergic; monoatomic ion transport
Cellular component (GO): kainate selective glutamate receptor complex; plasma membrane; postsynaptic membrane
Molecular function (GO): transmitter-gated monoatomic ion channel activity involved in regulation of postsynaptic membrane potential; kainate selective glutamate receptor activity
Source: RefSeq, a predicted model, not a curated record